Heterocephalus glaber (naked mole-rat) is the source of this 670-nucleotide messenger RNA. The record is from RefSeq and is a predicted model, not a curated record. NCBI's taxonomy places the organism in Eukaryota, Metazoa, Chordata, Mammalia, Rodentia, Bathyergidae.
UUUUAAACAGCUCAAAGAGCUAAAAAUGGCCUGUGUGCAAUAUGGCCCUACUGCACCUUUUACUCAGGCCAUGUUAGAAUCGCUGAGCAUGGAGGCGCUGCCUCCCGGAGUUUGGAAACAGCUGGCUAAGGCAUGCCUGUCUGGGGGAGAUUACCUCCUUUGGAAAACAGAAUUUUCUGAGCAAUGUCAGAGAACAGCUGAAUUAAAUCGGGCUAAUAGAAAUGAUAUUGAUUAUGACAUGCUGGCAGGAGAAGGGCAAUAUGCAGACCUCACCAGUCAAUCAUUGUUUCCUGCAGGAAUAUAUGCACAGGUCAAUACCGCUGCCAAGCGGGCCUGGCAGAAGCUGCCUUCUACGGGUAGGCAAACAGAAGAUUUAUCCAAAAUUAGACAGGGACCUGAUAAGCCUUUUCAAGAUUUUGUAGCCAGGUUAAUGCAGACUGCCAGUAGAUUGCUGGGAGAUUCCGAUGUGGGAUUGUUGCUGGUCAAACAACUGGCUUAUGAAAAUGCAAAUACUGCCUGCCAAGCAGCUUUAAGGCCAUUUAGAAAGAAGGGCACCAUCUCAGACUAUAUUAGAAUGUGUGCAGAUAUUGGACCUGCCUACACUCAGGGCCUUGCAAUGGCGGCAGCUUUGCAGGGAAAAACUUAAAGAAGUGCUGUUUCACCGACAAAA